Molecule: messenger RNA, 1979 nt
Organism: Cricetulus griseus (Chinese hamster)
Lineage: Eukaryota; Metazoa; Chordata; Mammalia; Rodentia; Cricetidae
Source: RefSeq, a predicted model, not a curated record
CGGGCACGGCCCCGGCUGCGAUCCGGUAUACAGUUGGCGAUGCAUGCGUGCACACACACACACACACACCCCGCAGGUGGUCUUUGCUCCUCUCCUGCUCUGCAGAGCUGGUUCUGCCGCGCGGGGAGGGCUCGUGGGUCAUGUCAGGAGUGGGGGCACCCUUUCCAACCCCCGGGGCUCCCUUUCUCGUGGGUGCCCGUCACGCGUGGUGCCCCGCGGGAAUCAGACGUGCAGGUCGCCCCGCGGGGCUGGCGGCGUCCAGGGGCUAUUGUCUGCGGCCGCGCGGAUCGAUCCGGCGCGCCCUUGGGUCAAAUAUCACUUCCAAAGUCGCUCCAGCCCGCCCGCUGGAGGGACGCCCGGGUGGAUCGGGAUGGCUGCCCUCGCAGGCGGCGGGGGGCUGCUGUGCACGGGGGCCUGGGCCUGUCCAUCAGAGGGGCACCCCAUGGACUCUGGGUCACCGGAAGCCGACGCCGGAGGACCAGCAAGGCCACCGGAAUUGACCGCACCCCCCACUCCGGGGCUGGUGCAGCCUUUGGGAUCCGGGAUGAUCCUUUAAACUUUGGGGCCGCUGUAGGAGUGAGAGACCCGAGGGAGAUGCGGACCCCUCUGUCGGGCCUGGCAGGGCGUGGCCUUGCUUACUGGCAGCCUCUGGGGACAGAAAGUCCCUUGGAGAAGAGGGUCCCUCUCUGAACCUGAGUGGGUCAGCAGCUAUCUGGAGGGGGCCAUCAGGAAGUGGCCUCAAAAGCCCUGGCAGGCAGAAGAGGAAGCCCCAGAUGAGGGUUUAGUGGACUGCACUGUCAGGUGAGCUCACCCAGGACCAACCGAGGCAAGUGGGCCUCGAUGUGUUCGGCUGAGAGCAGCAGGAGCCACAAGCAGUGUGUGAGCAGGGUGUGCUCAGAUUGGGUUGGGAGUUUAGCCAUGUGUGUCAUGGAGUCCCAGCCACUCAGGAAGCUGAAGCAGGAGGAUGGCAUGAGCCCAGGAGUCUGAAGGCAGCCUGGAUAGCAUAGUGAGGAGACGGCCUCCCUCCAUCCCAAAACAACAAAAAAUACAAAGGCUGGACAGCGAUUGGAAUUAGACCGUAUCUUUGGGCAAAGCAUAUACACUUUAGGUGAGGUAGCUGUGUUUCAUGGGUUUUAAUCUGUCCCAGCCAUACUGUCAGGAAGGCAAGACAGAAGGCCUUCCCUGAGUAGAACUGCUCACCCACCCAGGGCCUGGCCAGUUCCGCCUGGCCGCCCUGAUCCUCCACCACCGCCUGCUUGCUGGCUUUGUUCUGGCCGUGCCUGAGUUCUCUCCACCCCAACUGGGCCCCUUCCUGGGUUCUUUAGAAGCCACAGGGUCUGGGCUCUAAUAACCCUGGCCAGAGAAUCCCACCUGGGGCCGGAGGCUAUCCCUGGAGCCCCCAUCCCAGGACCCCUCUCGUGUAUAGCGAGCACAGCAGCUGGAGCCCGGUGCAGGAACAGGCUGGGGAAGAGCCAGUGCACUCCUACUCUGUGUUUGGCUGGAUGUUCCUGGUGCUCAGACUGGGUGGGCAUGGCGAGGCAUUCUCCAAGAAUCCUGGGCUGGAGAGAGGAAAAAGCUCUGUUGCUCAUUCAUUCUUAUCACAGGCUGAAAUGCUGGCUGCACAGUGCUCUCGGCCUGAUAGUGGUCAUGUGAAAUGAAAAGGAUUCGUUCUCUGUCCUUUUGAGUUUCAAAUCUGUUUCACCUUAUCCUCUGCCAGAAAAGGCUUCUCCAUUUCUGCCCUCUUGGAGAACUUCUAUUCAGACUUCAAAACCCAUUUUCUAAAGUGCUCUCCUUGUGUGCUGGCCUUCAACACCCAUUGCCACGAGAUUGCCUUUUCCAAGCUGGGAGUCUGAAUUCUUACACCAUGCCUCUCGGCUACCAUCGAAGUCCAGGGAGCUCCAGUGGGGGUGUUUCUAAAUAAAGGGUUCACAGUCACAAAGGAUGUAGGUGUCACUGGGAACCUGGCCUCUGUCUCCAGG